Salvia miltiorrhiza (redroot sage) is the source of this 1234-nucleotide messenger RNA. RefSeq names its product oxygen-evolving enhancer protein 1, chloroplastic-like. Gene Ontology annotation, biological process: photosystem II stabilization; photosystem II assembly. Bases 164 to 1135 code for a protein of 323 amino acids. Lineage: Eukaryota; Viridiplantae; Streptophyta; Magnoliopsida; Lamiales; Lamiaceae. Gene Ontology annotation, cellular component: photosystem II oxygen evolving complex. The transcript has 2 exons. The record is from RefSeq and is a predicted model, not a curated record. Gene Ontology annotation, molecular function: oxygen evolving activity.
AGUAAGAAAAAGGCGAGGUGGGACACAUGUUGAGAUGGGUACGAAUGAAAGAAGGGCUUAUCCUAUCUCUUAUCUUUGAAACACGAAAGCCACCAACGCUAGAUUUGUCGACACCCAUACAAUAACAGAUUCAGAGUGGUAAGCAGCAGAAUCAUCAGAGAAAAUGGCAGCCCCAUCGCUACAGGCGGUCGCCACUUUGAUGCAACCAACCAAGCUUGGCCGCCAACUCCGCCCUGUCCAAGGCGUCGGCAAGGCCUUCGGCGUCGAGCCCUCCGCCGCCAGACUGACUUGCUCUCUUCACGACUUUGCUCAGAAAUGCACCGAUGCUGCCAAGAUUGCUGGCUUCGCUCUCGCAACCUCCGCCCUUGUCGUCUCGGGAGCAAAUGCGGAAGGAGUGCCGAAGAGGCUAACCUUCGACGAAAUCCAAAGCAAAACCUACCUAGAAGUGAAAGGCAGCGGAACGGCGAACCAGUGCCCGACGAUCGAGGGCGGCGUGGACAAGUUCGCGUUCAAGGCGGGCAAGUACAACGCCAAGAAGCUGUGCCUAGAGCCCACGUCCUUCACCGUGAAGGCGGAGGGCGUGAGCAAGAACAGCCCCGCCGACUUCCAGAAGACGAAGCUCAUGACGCGCCUCACCUACACCCUCGACGAGAUCGAGGGCCCCUUGGAGGUCUCCGCUGACGGCACCCUCAACUUCGUGGAGAAGGACGGCAUCGACUACGCCGCCGUCACCGUCCAGCUCCCCGGCGGCGAGCGCGUCCCCUUCCUCUUCACCAUCAAGAACCUCGUCGCCUCCGGGAAGCCCGACAGCUUCGGCGGGGAGUUCCUCGUGCCGUCCUACAGAGGCUCCUCCUUCCUCGACCCCAAGGGCCGCGGGGGCUCCACCGGCUACGACAACGCCGUCGCGCUGCCCGCCGGCGGCCGUGGUGACGAGGAGGAGCUGCAGAAGGAGAAUAUCAAGAAUGUGGGCUCUCUCACCGGGAAUAUCACGUUGAGUGUCACCAAGAGCAAGCCGGAGACGGGGGAGCUCAUCGGAGUGUUUGAGAGCAUUCAGCCGUCUGAUACGGAUUUGGGAUCCAAGGCUCCCAAAGAUGUCAAGAUCCAGGGCAUCUGGUAUGCGCAGCUUGAUUCCUAGAUCGCUUAAUUAAACGGAACUCUACAUCAUUUCACCUUGUAUAUUAUUACCUACCUAUCAUUUUCCCUUGUAUUUAGUAGCUCAUCUUUCUUUCUUUUU